AUGGCGGACUUCGCAGCCACAGCCAGGCCGGCCAGUGACAUUUCCCCGAUUUAUGACGGUCAGGCACAGCUAGCCGAAUUCAAAACUGCGUUGAAGGGCUGGACUAGGUGUGCGGGCGCUCUACCGGCGCUGGCGACAUCGAUAUGUGCAACAGCAAGAGAGAGAGGAAAAUACACGUCCCAGCCGUCGAUCGAAGGGCAGAGCGGAAAGCAGGCCUGGGUGUCCUGUCGUUGGGAGGGUCUGUGCUCAGCUCUUCUGACUUGCAGCGCUGUCGGUAUCGUCAAUACGGAACAUACGGAACCGACGUACUGCGCUUGUAAUUUCCGCCCGGAGUCUGUCCACGCUGUAAUGUUCCGUGGCUCCACCGCAACGACUGACUCGCCAGCAAAAAACGCGGACAAUGGGCGGUAUCCACCCGCAGGCCCCGGUUUUCCCCAGCUUUUCUUUGGUUUCACGGUUCUCUCCCAACGCCAGGAUCUUCCAGAACGAGAUGAAACAGGAACAAUUUCCUCCAAGCUGACUGCCCUGCAGGUCCGCCCGUCCCAGCGGAAAAUUCCGGUUUGGGCUUCGCUACAUGCCAUUCCCUCUCAUCGUGCCUCCCCCCCGGUUUGCCGUCAGCCCCCAAGAGGGCAACUUCUGCAAGCUCCGAUGAAAUGGUUACAACAUCGCCUCCGGAGAAAUUCUGGCGCCAAAAGUCCGAGUCAACAAACCCACCAUUUGAUUCUCUAGGUCCUUGGCGAAACCUUUUCGCGAAAGUUUGAAGCCGUGGCUUGGGUUGACAAAUAAGGAGCCACGGGUUGAAAAUCUGGGGAAAUCUGGCCCUUGACGCCAAAAUCUGAUGUCGGGAGCGUUUACUGAGCUUCGUGACAUGCUUGGUUCCCAGGCAACUCUUGCGCUAUUGUUCGGCAAGAUCUCCCGCUCUAACUACCGCCCCAUCCGCGAUGCUCAGGGAAUGGCAAGGAAGACCCAGCGUAAGUAAUACUGCGGCUCGGGCAUGUGUGGUGAGGCUCGUGUUGCUCAGAUUACGUUUGUUGGACGUUCAGCUGGGGUUGGCGCUUAACGGCGGCGGGAGAGUCUUCUGAUUCGAAGCUGGAACCUCAAAGUCGUGAGUUAGUUGCUUGUUCACCGUGUUCCUUGCUCCGUACUCCGUUCAGCUUUCGCAGUGGUGUGGCUAAAGCGCUUUAGUUACAAACGGGAGCAUCAUGUGAUCCACUACAUAUGGAUGUCUCUCAUAGGGUGCUGACACGAGCGACUCGGCUCUCACGGUGCGAUAAGAGGUAAAAGAUCGGCUCCGUGGUUUGAGAGACACGCCUGAGGAGAAACAUUGCCUGACUGCUUCCAUGCCUCUAUGGGAAACGACUGGAAGGGCUCUAUUAGGGGACCACAUGAAUUCAUUCAACUCUCUUAUGUUGCUUUGCGGUUUUGGCGACACUUACAGAGAUGCGUCGCAGCAAAUCAUGAACAUAUGCACUCCGUAUGUAUUUCCAAAAGAAGAAACGUGAUGUCGGCGGCGGCAAGCCACUUUGCGCGGCAAAGGACAACAUUCGCAAACUAAGAGCGACCAGAAUUUUUACAGGAAGCACAUGAUGGCCUCUUGUAAAACCUUCCAACUUACAACUUAGAGUUAUAGCUGUCAAAUUUCCACUUUCACAAUUUG
Messenger RNA from Coccidioides immitis RS, 1657 nucleotides. RefSeq lists its product as uncharacterized. The record is from RefSeq and is a predicted model, not a curated record. The transcript is spliced from 2 exons. Lineage: Eukaryota; Fungi; Ascomycota; Eurotiomycetes; Onygenales; Onygenaceae. Bases 1 to 729 code for a protein of 242 amino acids.